Oncorhynchus keta (chum salmon) is the source of this 1538-nucleotide messenger RNA. Its product is annotated as CMRF35-like molecule 3. The transcript has 6 exons. Bases 108 to 923 code for a protein of 271 amino acids. Lineage: Eukaryota; Metazoa; Chordata; Actinopteri; Salmoniformes; Salmonidae. The record is from RefSeq and is a predicted model, not a curated record.
AGCUAACCUACCCUCACUAGGAGGAAGUAGGAGUAAUCUGAAGGUGAGAGACAGGACACAGCAACUUAAUGAAGUCAGUAUAGACAAACUGAGAACAGCAGUUCAUCAUGACAAGUCUUCGAAGAGUGUUCUUUAGCCUCUCUGCUGCUCUGUGGAGUGUAUCUAUUGCAGAUGAGAUCGUAGUAUCAGGAUAUGAGGGAGGAGAAGCAGAGAUCAGUUGCUCCUAUGGCCAUGGGUAUGAGAAUUACAAAAAGUACCUCUGUAAUAGGGGCUGUGACAACUCUGAUAUUGUCAUUGAAACUCAAUUGGGAGUUCACUACACUAAGAAAGGCAGCUUUUCUCUGCAUGAUGACAUAAAGAGAAGAGUCUUCACUGUGAAUGUCACUAAACUGACCCUACAGCAUGCUGGGAUAUACUGGUGCGCUGUGAGCAGAUAUGGGACAGACAUCUAUACAGAAGUCAGACUGCAAGUAGAAGUCAAAGUCACCACCGUGACCUCAGUGACCUCCACAUCAUCAUUAUCAUCAGCAUCAAUAUCAUCAUCACUAAUGCCACCUUCAUCAGCAGGCUUCACCAACAGGACCUAUGUGUUUAUUGCGUUCACUGUGAUGACUUUUUCUGUGAGUCUGUCUGUGUUGAUGUUGGCACUCAUCAUAAUAUACAGAUGCAAGAGGAUCCAGGGGUCUGCAGAACCACACAGAGAAACAGGGCUGUCUGAGUUGGUGUAUGAGGAUGUUUAUGAGAAUACAGAAGCUGUGUGUGUGAAUGUGAAACUGGCUUCCUGUAAGAAACAAUACUCCUCCCAACCUUAUGAGGAUGUUGAUGAUGAUGACGACGCCCAACAGGAGUCUGUCUAUCAAGACAUCACACCUUAUGACAACAUCUAUCAAAGCCUCAAUAUCACUACCACAGACAGACACUGAGUGUGUGUGUGUGUGUGUGUGUGUGUGUGUGUGUGUGUGUGUGUGUGUGUGUGUGUGUGUGUGUGUGUGUGUGUGUGUGUGUGUGUGUGUGUGUGUGUGUGUGUGUGUGUGUGUGUGUGCGUGUGUGUAAUAGUAGUAAGGUAGUGCUAAACGAUGAUGCAGUGGCAUAUGAGUUUCAGAGGGGGAUGCUGUUUUUUUUGGUCAAAUAAUAAGAGGAAUGGCUGCUUAACUGAGAAUAAUAUAAGACAGGCUGAUUGGACAUUGAAUGUGUGUGAUCAGUGAGAACUGACAAGUUACCAAGUUGCGCAGGGGCAGACUGGCCACUUGACAUUUCUGGCAAAUGCCCGAUGGCCUGGUCCAUUUUUUGCCUUGUGGCCUGUCAUCAUCUGGCUAAUAAUGGGGUCCUCAAGGAAGAAAAUGGGCCCAGUGGGUUAGAAAUGCCAGCGCCGAUUUCUGGUCCCAGUCUGCCCCUGCACGCACACACUUUGAACAAUUACAUGUAUUCUGAAUUAAACUUAUUGAAUGCCAAUAUUGUGUAGUAUACCUUGAUUAACGGUGAAAUACCUGAAAAGCUGUCUGGCCUACUAAUUUACUUCAGAGAUAAUGUGAUUGCUU